Adelges cooleyi (spruce gall adelgid) is the source of this 1167-nucleotide messenger RNA. RefSeq names its product coiled-coil domain-containing protein 42 homolog. The transcript has 6 exons. The record is from RefSeq and is a predicted model, not a curated record. Lineage: Eukaryota; Metazoa; Arthropoda; Insecta; Hemiptera; Adelgidae. The coding region runs from base 140 to 1135 and encodes 331 amino acids.
GAGUUUCUUUUGAGAUUUGGCUAAAGUCAUCAUUAUUACUAUUUUCUAUUGUUGCAUUACUAGAAAUAUUCAAUUUUAACUAUAAAACAUUCAGCUAAUUAGAAUAAAUUAGCCAAGUGCCGUAUGUGUUUUAUGUAAAAUGCAAGAUUCAAAAUUACGACCAACAAAAAUCAUUGAUUUAAAACGCAAUGAUGUCGAAAUUGUGCGUUCAUACAUGCAAAUCAAAUCAAAUUCAAAAGAUUUUAUCAAGAAAUUCCCUGAAUGGGAGUAUUUGCCUAAGUCUCUGGAAAUCGAAAUUGUGACUGCUCUCCGCGAACGAGAUGCCGCUAAAUCUCGAUUGGAAACCAAGCGGAAAGAGAAAAAAACAUUUGAUAGAAUAAUGGACAAAAAGUGGAAAGACUUGGAACAAAAACAAAAAGAUUUGACAAAAGCCGAGGAGAUGCAUGAUAUGUUUUCAUCGGAUUGUAGAUCAAAAUGUGAGAUGCUAGCGGGGAAGAUAAAGGAAGAAAAUGAAGAAAAGAAACGAUUGGAGAUGCAAAUGAUACCGAUGCAAGAGUCAAUAACGCAGUUGGAAGAAACAGCAGACAAAAUGCAACAUAGCGUUGAUGAACUAAAACCAUUUGAAAAUUUUUUAGAGAAAGUCGUGAGCGAAUCAAACGAAUACAAAAGCAUCGACGACCUGAUAAAGAGAUAUGAAAACUUGACGAACAUGAGGAAUGAGUUGAUUCUAAAGUAUGAAACAAAAUCAUCAGAACUGAGCCGACUGAAGACUGAUUUGUUUAAACAUUCCAAAGAAAAAAACGAAGAAGCUGAAAAUAUUUCAGUGGAAAUUGCAGAAGUAACAGAGCUGUGGGUCAAAACAAGGGAAGAAAUGAUCAAAACGGAUUUGGCUUUCCGAAAACUCGAAAACGUAGCUAAAGAAAAGAAAAUUGAAUAUCCGCUGGUGGCCGCUUCAGUGUGGAAUAUUUACAAACAAAUGUGCAAACGUGUUAAACAUCCAGUGCCGCACAAAAGAGUAAACGUAGAAACUCAAUUGGAUUUCGUAGCGGACAAGUAUCAAGAAUUAACCAAAGUAUUACACAUGGCAGAGAAAAUUAAGGAGAGAACCAACAAAAAAUUGAUCCAUAAAAGUUAAAAAGAUUUCACAGAAUGUCCUUUUUUAAAGUU